AUCUCGCGAAGCUUUCGCAGAUCCGUCGAUCUCUUUCUGUGAUUUUGUGGGGUUUAGGGUUCGGGUUUUAAUUUCGAUUUCGAUUUCGGUUGUCAAUUUUGAUGGCUUCGACUGCUGAUUUCCUCCUGGAGGAUCAAACGGACGAGGAUUUCUUCGACAAACUUGUUGAUGAUUCCUAUACUCCUACCGCUUCAUCCUCUGCUAAGGAGCUCAAAUUCGAUGACGGUAGUGAUUCCGAUGACGCCAGAGCUUUUGCUAAUCUCUCCGUCGUUGACGAUGUUGUGGGUGAUGGAGAUGUCGCAUUGAAUGAAGCAGGUUUGGGAAACGAUGUUGCAAACGAGGGUACUAGUGGUUCGGUGGGAAAAGACGAGCCUUCUUCAUCUAUUGCUCCGGAAGCUGUUCAAUUUGUCAACAGUGAUGCAAAUAAGUUAAGGGAUGAUGAUGAUGUGGUGAGAUCGGAGGUGGAUGAUAUGCCACUAACUGAAACAGCAAAAGAAAGUAAUAUAGUCGAUGGAUCUGGGAGUCCUGGGGUUAAGGAGGUUGGUUGGGGCUCGUUUUAUGCCGAUUCAUCUGUAAAUGACGGUCGUGGGUUUGGUUCAUACUCUGAUUUCUUCACUGAGUUGGAUGGAACUGCAGGGGAUUUACAGGGACAGGCCGAGGUAGCUGUGGCUACUGGAGGAAAAUUAGUAGCCAAUGCAACAAGUGUUGGUUUAGAUAAUUCGGCAGGGUUUGAGCAACAGCAGGGUCAAGUGCAACACGAUUCUGGAAGCGGGCAGUAUGUGGAUAAUAGUCAAUCUUGGGAAAAUCUCUAUCCUGGGUGGAAAUAUGAUGCAAGUACUGGUCAAUGGUAUCAAGUUGAUGGUCAUGAUGCAAGCGUGAAUUCACAGGAGAGCUAUACAAACUCUACAAGUAACUGGGAAAGCGUUGCUGCUGAUAUCUCGGAUGUUGCUUAUCUGAAGCAGAGUACAACAUCUGCAGCGGCUGGCACAGCCGAGAGUGUGUCUACUUGGAACCAGGUUUCACAAGUGGGGAAUGGAUAUCCGGAACACAUGGUCUUUGACGCUCAGUAUCCUGGAUGGUACUAUGAUACAAUUGCUCAAGAGUGGCGCUCUCUGGACAGCUACAACCAGGCUUCUCAAACAACUGUAACUGGUCAAGCUCAUGAUCAGCAAGUUCAGAAUGGUCAUGCUCAUACAGCUACGUAUCACAGUAAUAGCCAGAGUAGUAUGUAUGAUGUUAACGACAAAAACCAGAGUUUCAAAGCGCAAGAAUAUGCUAUGCAGAGCCAACACGGAAGUUGGGACCAAUCUUACUAUGCCAACAAUCAGCAGGCUGCAAACACUUGGCAAUCAGUAAAUGUAGGUCAGGCUGAGCCUGCUAUAAAUUCUAAUUCAUUAUCAAGCUUCAGAGGAAACCAGCAUGUAAAUAAUUUGUACAGUACAGAACCUGUGGCUGAACAGUUUAAGCCAAAUGCGAUUGGAGCGCAGAGCUUCAUCCCGCAGCAUAUGAAUGUGGCUACUGUCACACAGAAUGGACCAUUGAGUUUCUCAAACGGUGUCUAUAAUAGACAGCAAUCUGUAGAUGAUGCUCAUCAGUCUUUUCAGAACAAUCAGCUUUUCUCCCCAAGUGCGGGAAGAUCAUCUGAUGGUCGUCCACCACAUGCGCUUGUCAGUUUUGGAUUUGGUGGGAAGCUCAUUCUUAUGAAGGAUAUAAAUGGUUCUCUGCAGAAUUCAUCAUUUGGAAGUCAGGGAAUUGGGGGAAGCUCCGCCUCUGUCUUAAACUUGGCAGAAGUUAUUUCUGGGAGUUCCUCUUAUUCCAGUCAAGGGGAAGACUCUUUGAGCUACUUUCGUUGCCUGCAUCAACAAUCUCUUCCAGGUCCUUUGGUAGGAGGAAAUGUUGGAAGUAAAGAGUUGCACAAGUGGAUUGAUGAGAGAAUUUUGAAUUGUGAAUCUUCCUAUAUGGAUUUUUCAAGAGGGAAACUCUUAAAGAUGCUUCUUUCUUUACUCCGAAUAUCUUGUCAGUAUUAUGGGAAACUCCGUUCUCCUUUUGGUACUGAUGCAUCGCAAAAGGAAACGGACUCUGCUGAAGCAGCAGUCGCUAAGCUUUUUGCAUUUGCCAAGAAAGAUGGCUUACAAAAUGGUUAUGCUCCUAUUAGCCAAUGCUUGCAGCAUUUACCACCUGAAUCACAAAUGCAAGUAACUGCUUCAGAGGUUCAGAAUCUUCUGGCUUCUGGUAGAAAAAUGGAGGCUCUACAAUGUGCACAAGAAGGCCAUUUAUGGGGAAUAGCGCUUAUUAUCGCGGCACAACUUGGGGAUCAGUUCUAUGUAGACACUGUGAAACAAAUGGCCCUUCGCCAGCUGAUACCAGGGUCACCUUUACGGACAUUGUGCCUACUGGUUGCAGGACAACCAGCUGAAGUGUGUCCCGCUGGAAGUAGUAGCAUGCUUGACAAUUGGGAAGAGAAUUUGGGUAUAAUAAUUGCUAACAGAACCACAGAUGAUGAGCUUGUGAUUACUCAUCUUGGAGAUCGCAUGUGGAAAGAUAGGGGCGAGAUAAUUGCGGCGCAUAUUUGCUAUUUAAUCGCGGACAAGAACUUUGAUCCAUACUCAGAAAGCGCCAGACUCUGCCUUGUCGGAGCGGACCAUUGGAAAUGUCCUCGAACAUACGCAAGUCCAGAGGCUAUACAGAGGACAGAGUUAUAUGAAUACUCUAAGACGCUGGGAAAUUCUCAGUAUAUCCUGUUACCGUUUCAACCAUAUAAAAUCAUAUAUGCCCAUAUGCUGGCUGAAGUUGGUAAACUUUCGACUGCGCUGAAGUACUGUCAAGCAGUAUUAAAAUGCCUCAAGACAGGCCGAUCACCAGAAGUGGAAAUGUGGAAACAGUUUGUUUCAUCUCUUGAAGAGAGAAUCCGUAUCCACCAACAGGGCGGGUAUACUGCGAAUAUGGCCCCAGCAAAACUUGUUGGAAAGUUCCUGAACUUUAUUGAUACUACAGCAUCUCGUGUUGUUGGGGGGAUGCCACCACCUGCACCACAUCCAACAACCGGAAACCUGCAGGUAAAUGACUAUCAACAUCAACAGCAGGAAGCAGCUAAGUUAUCAUAUAGUCAAUCGGCUAAUACAAUGUCAUCAUUGAUGCCACCUGCUUCUUCAAUUGAACCCGUGCGUGAGUUGGGUGGGAACGGGAGGACAAUGGCAGUACAUUCUAGAAGUGUAUCAGAGCCAGAUUUCGGUAGGACGCCAAUACAGGAUCAGACUGACUCCUCAAAAGACAAAGCUGCUGAUGAGGUGACACAGGUGAAAGCAACUCGUAGUGUGCCAAGUUCUCGGUUUAGCCGCUUUGGUAUUGGAAUACUGAAGAGGGUCUUACCAUCUCGUUCAGCUAAAGAGGCAAAACUGGGUGACGAGAAUCAAUUCUACUAUGACGAUAAUCUAAAGAGAUGGGUGGAAAGAGGUGUGGAACCCCCAGCUGAGGAAGCUGCACUACCUCCUCCUCCAACGUUAGGCGCAUUCCGAAGCAACUCAUUGGGUUAUGAAAACAAAUCUGACAUGAAGAACGAGAUGUCUCCAUCUAGUGGGAGCUGGAGUAGUGGCAGCCCAACUCCGUCAGAGAAUUCUUCGGGAAUCCCACCAGUAUCACAGGGCUCAAACCAAUUCUCAGCUCGUGGACGUAUGGGUGUGCGUGCAAGAUACGUUGACACCUUUAAUCAAGGCCGUGGAAACUCCCCGAGCAUGUAUCAGUCACCUACCGUACAAUCUGCUAAACCACCGAUUCCUGCAAAAGCAAAAUUCUUCGUCCCAGCAGCACCGGCAUCGUUUGCAAACGACCAGGUAAUGGAAUCAGUUAGUGAUGAAACCAGACAGGAGAACUCAGGAGAUGAAGGGGUAGUAGGGUCUGCAGGCGCUCCAGGACCAAGCCAGUCUUCAUUCCAGUCCCCGACACCAUCUCCAAUGGCAAUGCAGAGAUUUCCAAGUCUAGACAACAUCAAAAGAAGUGGAUCAGGAAUAAGCCUUAAUGGUGAUCUUCCUCCGUCAGGAUCAAGAAGAACAGCUUCAUGGAGCGGAAGCGUCAACAGCUCGUCGUUUAUGUCUCCAACGAGUGCAUCAACAUUCAAACCAAGCCCACUGAACAGUAGCAGCAGCAGCUUAGGAGAGGAGCUUCAGGAAGUGGAACUGUAAGUUGAAAAAUCUGUAAUAUCACAACAACAACAACAACAAAAAAAGUUUUGCUCA
This is a messenger RNA of Arabidopsis arenosa, 4232 nucleotides long. The record is from the annotation of a GenBank genome assembly. NCBI's taxonomy places the organism in Eukaryota, Viridiplantae, Streptophyta, Magnoliopsida, Brassicales, Brassicaceae.